Messenger RNA from Medicago truncatula (barrel medic), 932 nucleotides. RefSeq lists its product as uncharacterized. Bases 42 to 911 code for a protein of 289 amino acids. Gene Ontology annotation, molecular function: protein dimerization activity. The record is from RefSeq and is a predicted model, not a curated record. Lineage: Eukaryota; Viridiplantae; Streptophyta; Magnoliopsida; Fabales; Fabaceae. The transcript has a single exon.
AUGGACGUGGACCAUCUCAAGCAGCUGGUUUGAUAGAAAAAAUGGAGAGCUUUAAAUUUGUUUUCAUUUUGAAGUUAAUGUUAAAGUUGUUUGGUAUCACAAACGAGCUUUCAAAAAUCUUGCAAAGAAAAGAUCUUAAUAUUGUGCUUGCCAUGGAUUUAAUUAAUGUUGUCAAAGCUCGGUUUGCCACAUUGAGAGAUAAUGGUUGGGAUAAUUUAUUUUUGGAUGUACAGGAAUUUUGUGUUGCUAAAGGUAUUCCGGUGCCAAAUAUGGAUGAUGAAAUACCGGUUCGGGCUCGUUCAAGACUAGAAGGGAGGACUGUCGCUAAUAUUCACCAUUACCGUGCAGAGAUUUUGUAUGUUGCUAUUGACAAAAUAUGUAUGGAGAUGGAUCAUCGCUUUAGUGAAGGAAGUAACAUUGUCCUUGAUUGCUUCUCAUGUCUUGACCCCAAGAACUCUUUCUCCAAAUUUGAUGUUGAUAAGCUUGCUCGUCUUGCUGAUAUUUAUCAUGUUGACUUUUCUGAUGAUGACCGUGGAACAAUAAGGGAGCAACUUGACACUUAUGUACUUCAAGUGAAAAGGCAUGCUUCCUUUUCUUCUUGUGAAGAUGUUCAAAGUUUGGUUAUGAAGAUGGUUCAAACUGAGAAACAUUUGGUAUUUCCAUUGGUCUGCAAACUCAUUGAGUUGGCUUUGAUAUUGCCGGUGUCGACAGCAUCCGUUGAAAGAGCUUUUUCAGCAAUGAAGAUUAUCAAGACUAAAUUGCGCAACAAGAUUAACAAUGAGUGGUUAAAUGACUUGAUGAUAUGUUACACCGAGCGGGAGAUAUUCAAAUCACUUGAUGACAUUGAUAUUAUUCAAACAUUCACCGCAAAGAAAUCUCGAAAAGGGCAUUUACCUCCUAAUUUUAUCUAGCACGCUAUUUGCCAGGUAAUA